This is a messenger RNA of Aegilops tauschii subsp. strangulata, 942 nucleotides long. RefSeq lists its product as uncharacterized. The record is from RefSeq and is a predicted model, not a curated record. NCBI's taxonomy places the organism in Eukaryota, Viridiplantae, Streptophyta, Magnoliopsida, Poales, Poaceae.
CUCCACUGGUCGGUCCUCCUACGUAGUACGAUCUCAGACUCAGAGCAAGUGUGCCGGCCGGGGAGGAGACAUGGCGGACUGGGCCCCGGUGUUCAUCGCGCUGGUGCUCUUCGUCCUCCUCUCGCCGGGGCUGCUCUUCCAGGUCCCGGGCAAGAACAGGUUCCUGGAGUUCGGCAACAAGCAGACCAGCGGCGUCUCCGUGCUCUUCCACGCCGUCAUCUACUUCGCCCUCAUCGCCAUCUUCACCCUCGCCGUCCGCGUCCACGUCAUCCUUGGUUGACAGGCAUGGCAGACGCCGGAAACCACAGUUUGAAUUUUCAUGUACACUACUACUACUUGUGAUGAUCCGCUGUGUGCGAUCUUUAAUGUCUCUUAACACGAACUAGAGGAACAGUCGUGGCCCGGUUAUAGCUUUGUUUGGCCUUUUCUUGUUGCAGGGGUAUGUUGUCAAAUGCAAGAAGCAUCCUUGCUUGUAAUGGCGUAGUAAUUGAUAUUGCAACAUCAUUUGUGUGACUUGUGCCCAAUUUUUUUUUUUGCGAGGGGUGACUUGUGCCUAAUUGAUAUUACAAUGUUGCAAUCCGGAGCACCCAUUUUCUGUAUGUGCCAUCUGACACCUAGUCCAGUUCGAUAUUUCCAAGCAAAAAUAAAUAAAUCUAGUGUGAUACUGUAUGUCAUGCCAUGUAUUUCAAACCUUGUAGACUCAUUGUUUCAGUUGUUAGAAUAAAUCCAAGGUACGCGGUCGAUCCAUCGAGGAACAAGCAUGAUGACACCGAGAUUUGUUAACGAGGUUCGGCGAACUCGCCUACUCCCUGGGGCAAUGACUACGGGCGCUCCUCCCCGAGAUACUGCAACACCGGCCACCCGGGCGCCGGCACAAGCCGCCAACAUCCCCUUGCGAGCCUGUCGCUAUCUAGUCGCCAUGGGUUACAACGUGGGGUGCCU